This is a messenger RNA of Danio rerio (zebrafish), 1704 nucleotides long. It is a transcript of the gene irf7, whose product is annotated as interferon regulatory factor 7. Gene Ontology annotation, biological process: DNA-templated transcription; regulation of DNA-templated transcription; animal gross anatomical part developmental process. NCBI's taxonomy places the organism in Eukaryota, Metazoa, Chordata, Actinopteri, Cypriniformes, Danionidae. The record is from RefSeq and is marked validated. Gene Ontology annotation, cellular component: nucleus. Gene Ontology annotation, molecular function: transcription cis-regulatory region binding; DNA binding; DNA-binding transcription factor activity.
GACUGGAAAGUACGUGGUAGUAGCGGAACUUCAGGGUCAACAUUAUCGCAGCGAUGCAGAGCACAAAUGCCAAACCUCAGUUUGGACCGUGGCUCAUAGAGCAGGUGGAAAGUGGGCAGUACGAGGGUUUGAGCAUGAUAGGCCAUGACAUAUUUCGGAUCCCUUGGAAACACAAUGCUCGAAGAGACCUUGGUGACGCGGAUGUUAAAAUAUUCAAGGAAUGGGCUAUAGUCAGCGGCAAGAUCAACGAGUAUCCUAACGACAAAGCAAAAUGGAAGACAAACUUCCGAUGUGCACUUCACAGUCUCAAAAGCUUUGAGAUGUUAGAGGAUCACUCCAAAGAUCCAGAUGACCAACACAAAAUAUAUCGCAUCAUUCGUCCUCAAAAUCAUCAAGAGAUCAAGAGUGCGAUCCAGAGUGCAGAGGCAGUUCAACGUCAGCUACCAUUCAUUGCUGAGGUCUACAAUGCAUCAAAUCACAUGUCUCAAGACAUGGAGCUGGAAUUGCUCAACUUGGUGGAAACAAUGGAUCUUAAUCUGCAUGCAGUUUCCCAGUCACUGAAGACCUAUUCCCAACCAAACAUUCAAACAACUUCAAGCAACUACUUUGAGACCACCUAUUCAGACGAUCCAUGCAUGCAGAAUAACAUACCUGCUUCAGUCCAGCAAUCACACACUACAGUGGACCAGUGGAACCUCGACCUAGAGAUCUCAAUCAGUUACAGAAGAACAGAAGUUUUGAAAACACGUCUGUGCUCAUCAUUAAUUCACUUUUUCUAUCAAUGUGAUCCAUCUGAGCUGAGAGGGGAGCAAAUACGCUUCCCGACCACAGACUGUCUGAUUGAUGUCAAACAGAUACAGUACACUAAACGCAUUUUAGACAGUAUUCAGAGAGGUCUCCAGUUGGAAGUAAACCAGUACGGCAUCUAUGGCUUUCGUCAGGACAAGUGUAAAGUCUUUGUCAGCACCAGUGACCCAUGUGAGAUCCAGAAACCAGAGCCUAGGAAACUGCAACAGAACUCCAAGGAACAACUGCUUAGUUUUGACAAGUACAUAAGAGAUCUACUGGAUUUUAAAGAAAACAGAGGAGGGUCUCCAGAUUACACCAUCUACCUGUGCUUUGGGGAGAAGCUUCAUGAUGGAAAACCACUGGAGAAAAAACUUAUUACUGUCAAAGUUGUCCCUCUGAUUUGCCGUGAACUUCAUGAAAGAGCUCAAAUGGAGGGAGCAUCAUCUCUUCGGAAUGAUAACGUUAGCUUGCAAAUCUCCCACAAUAGCUUGUAUGACCUCAUCAAUUCUCUGGGUCUGCCUUCAGUGGAAUAAACGAUCUGUACCUUUCACAAAACCUUUUAAAAUGAAUACAGCAAUUUCAUUUUGUUACUGUUAAACUGUAUAGCACAACGGAAAUAGAGAAACAUUCAUAGGUUAUUUCCAUGGGGCAUUCUGAAGUGAUCAUUUUGUGUUGUAGAAAUUGCUGUUUCUGGCAUUUAAUCUCAAUGAAACUGUAUUUUAUCGACUUCCUUACAUUUUCUAAUGAAGGCUAGGGCCUCCUUUUUAUGUCUUCUAUUGAAGAAUCUUUCACACUUUGCCCAAAGAGCUUUGUUUUAUUUUGUCUGUUGCCUGAUUUAUAAAUAUUGUGGAGUGGUUGAUGAACACUAUAAAAAUGUUAUAUCUCUAAAUGUCAAUAAACCAAAACUAAAACAUG